AUGUCGUCCUCAUCUGGUGUGGCCGAGUCAUGGAUCGCAUCCUUCUGCAACAUCCUCGGCCACGAAUAUUUCGCCGAAGUAUCCGAGGACUUCAUCGAAGACGAUUUCAAUCUCACCGGCCUCCAGUCCCAGGUGCCCAUGUACAAAGAGGCGCUCGAGAUGAUCCUGGAUGUUGAGCCCGAGGACGAUGAAGACGAAGAGGACGAGGAAGAGCAGGAUGAGGAGGAAGAGGAGGACGAUGUACUAGGGGACGACAAGACCGGUGGAUACAGGAGGGGCGCUGGCGACAGGAGACACCUGCGGAUGGCGAGCGAUCUAAGCGUGAUAGAGAGCAGUGCAGAGCUGCUGUAUGGUCUGAUACAUCAGCGUUACAUCACGAGCCGCCCUGGGAUCCAGCAAAUGGCGGAAAAGUACGACCUCGGCCAUUUCGGAAUAUGCCCGCGGGUGCAUUGCUGCGGUGCAAAGGUCCUACCCGUUGGAUGCUCAGACACGCCGGGACAGGAGACAGUCAAGCUAUUCUGUCCAAGCUGCUUAGAUGUAUAUACGCCGCCGAACAGCAGAUUUCAGACAGUGGACGGCGCGUUCUUCGGCACAACAUUUGGAUGUCUGUUCUUCAUGACGUUUCCGGAGCUUGAAAUCGGGAGGCCGAGACCGGAUGCUCCGUCCACGGCCAACCCGGAGGCAGCUGAGCCCAUGGCCACGUCGUCGAAACCGGGCUCAACCACAUCGACACCUACGCCGCAGCCGGCUUUGAUCAACGGAGUGACGCCGUCAAAUCUCGCCCCGGGCUUGGGCCUGGGUAACAUCUACGAACCAAGGAUAUACGGGUUUAGGGUGUCUGAAAGAGCGCGAUCAGGCCCGAGGAUGAAAUGGUUACGGAUGAGACCAACAGAUGUUAACGAGUUGGACGAGUGUAGGAGAUUCUACGAAGAGCAUGCUGAAGAGGGGGUGGGCGUACCGGAGGAGGACCAAACGAUGGUGGAUGUAGAAGGACGGGCACAACCAACUCCAGAGAGGAAGAAGAAAGUGCCAAGGAGGAGGAGAACAACGGCGCCAAACGGGGGCGUGAGUCCGAUGGAUACGAAUGGUGUCGGAGAGGGCGGGGGAUGA
Messenger RNA from Coniosporium apollinis CBS 100218, 1110 nucleotides. RefSeq lists its product as uncharacterized. NCBI's taxonomy places the organism in Eukaryota, Fungi, Ascomycota, Dothideomycetes. The record is from RefSeq and is a predicted model, not a curated record. Bases 1 to 1110 code for a protein of 369 amino acids. Gene Ontology annotation, cellular component: cytoplasm; protein kinase CK2 complex. The transcript has a single exon. Gene Ontology annotation, molecular function: protein kinase regulator activity.